Molecule: messenger RNA, 4515 nt
Organism: Mugil cephalus (flathead mullet)
Lineage: Eukaryota; Metazoa; Chordata; Actinopteri; Mugiliformes; Mugilidae
Product: seizure protein 6 homolog
Exons: 18
Coding region: 18-3350 (1110 amino acids)
Biological process (GO): synapse maturation; regulation of dendrite development
Cellular component (GO): dendritic shaft; dendritic spine; endoplasmic reticulum
Source: RefSeq, a predicted model, not a curated record
GGCUGCCUUUUCUCUCCAUGUGCCGACAGCUCACACAGACAGCAAUCCGCUUACAGUGUGUCCAAAUUAAAAAAAGGGACCUCCGCGUUUCACUUGAUCGUCCUCGACUGUCUUCACUCCGCAAAUUAUUGACUAACUCCGAGAGCAACCCGUUCAUAGAUGUUAAUUUUUUCCACACGUUAAAAUCCUCUCUUUUUUUGCCCCCUCGCUGGAAGUAUUCUUUUUUUAAAAAAACACACACAAGGACGAGCUCUACGCGAAGAGCGACCUCGACUUUAGAAGACAUGUGCGUGCGACGAGACAGCCAGUUUAGGACCCUCUUCGCGGUUUUGAUUUUCGCCUGCGCCGCGACCAAAAUACGUGGGCAAGGUCCAAAAGAAAGUAACAGCAUUAAUAAGAGGACACUGGACCAAGACAGGGGGCUCUUUACACACUUGUCUACACAGGACACAGAAAGCGAAGUUCAUCCAGUCACAACCGUCUCACCGAUGAACCUCCCCAACCACCAGCGUGUCUUCAAGGGCCUGCUGCUUCAUGAGCACCUACUUACCAGGGAUUUCCAGGGGGAUCAGCAUUUUUUCAGGAAGGAUGGCUCCGUUGCUGCAUAUCCCACAAUGCCAGGCUCUGUGUCUGCUUCAAAUGCUGGAGACCCUGUCACUCAAAUCGUGCCCCAUGAGGAUGCCCCGGCCUUCUCCGACGUCGCCACUACGGCCACUGCGGCUGCCACCUCCCCGCUGACCACAUUUUCUCCCACGACACCGGGGUCGCCGAUGUCUCUCCCUCAAAGCAAGUCAUCUAAGGAGAGGACAAGGGUGGCCGACAAAGUACAGCCAACUACAGACACCCUCACCACUCAAGUAACGCCAAAUAAUAGAGGUUCGGGCAGCGAAAACAAGCCAGUGGCUUCCUUAUCCUCACGGGAAAGUCGGCCUCAAAGUUGGAGUGCUUCUCCCGUACGGGCUACUAUUGCACCCUCCUCCUUGUGGAUAGAGAAAGGAGAAGCCAGGGAAACUGCAGUGAAAAACAAAACCAGCCCUGACCAUGUACUCCUCAAGUCUGAAGAAGAACGUACCACCACGUCCACAACCGUUAUCACAACUACUACCAUCACCACCAUGCAAACAUCAGAGCCCUGCAGUCUGAAUUUCACUGACCCUGAGGGUAGCAUCGAAAUCCUACAGCAACUUGACUCUGGAGUGGAGUGCAACUACUUGAUUACGGUCUACCUGGGAUAUGGCAUUGAGGUUCAGGUGCUGAAUGUGAGCGUGUUGGAGGGAGAGCAGGUGACUGUGGAGGAUACGGGUGGUCAAGAACCCUUCGUGCUUGCCAAUGGGUCAGUCUUGAUGAGGGGCCUUGUGUUGCGCAGCUGGAGCAACCAGAUCUCCAUCCGCUUUCGUAGCAACCAGCGGUCCGAUUCAGGCCUCCUCCUGCUGCAUUACCAAGCUUUUGUGCUGAGCUGUGCAUUUCCCAAGGAGCCUGCCGGUGGAGAAGUUUCGGUCACACACCUCCAUGCCAGCGGAGAGGCCUACUUCAGUUGUUUCACCGGAUACAAACUGCAAGGCCCCAAAAUGCUCAGCUGCCGCAAUGCAACAACACCUUACUGGAGUGGGAAGGAACCGCGAUGUGUGGCGUCCUGCGGGGGGAUGAUAAAAAAUGCUACCUACGGCCGCAUCGUCUCUCCCGGUUUCCCCGGCAAUUACAGCAACAAUCUGACCUGCCACUGGGUCCUGGAAGCCCCCGAAGGCCACCGGCUUCACAUUCACUUUGAGAAGGUGGCCCUGGCAGAGGACGAUGACAGGUUGCUUAUUAAAAACGGCAACAACAUAGACUCCCCCCCUGUGUACGACUCCUACGAGGUGGAGUACUUGCCCAACGAAGGCGUGCUCAGCACCGGACGUCACCUGUUCGUGGAGUUCACCACAGACGCGACGACGACUUCCACUGGUGCAGCCAUCCGAUACGAAGCUUUCUCGAAAGGGACGUGCUACGAGCCCUUCGUGAAGUACGGCAACUUCAGCAGCAGCGACUCCACCUACAGCGUGGGCACAGUGGUAGAGUUUUCAUGUGACCCCGGCUACACGCUGGAGCAAGGUUCUGUAGUGAUUGAGUGCAUGGACGCACAAAACCCGCAGUGGAAUGAGACGGAGCCAGCCUGCAGGGCUGUGUGCAGUGGAGAGAUCACGGACUCUGCUGGUGUGGUGUUGUCUCCUAAUUGGCCUGAGGCGUACGACAAGGGGCAGGACUGCAUCUGGGGUAUUCAUGUGGAAGAGGACAAGAGGAUCAUGCUUGACAUCCAAGUUCUCCAUGUGGGUAAGAAUGACCUGCUGACCUUCUACGAUGGGGAUGAUCUGACAGCCAACAUCCUGGGCCAAUACAGCGGCACGAAGCCUCACUUCAAGCUCUACACCUCCAUGGCUGAUGUCACCAUUCAGUUCCAGUCUGAUCCUGCCACCAACAUCUACGGCUACAACAACGGCUUUGUGGUUCACUUCUUUGAGGUGCCAAGGAAUGACACCUGUCCAGAGCUGCCAGAGAUCACCAACGGCUGGAAAAGCACAUCCCACCCUGACCUCAUUCACGGCACCGUCAUCACAUACCAGUGCUACCCUGGAUAUGAGCUGGUAGGCUCGGAAAUCCUCAUGUGCCAGUGGGAUCUCUCUUGGAGCGGCGAUGUGCCAAAAUGCGAGGAAGUUAUGACGUGUCGGGAUCCUGGAAACGUGGAGCACAGUCGUAAAGUGAUCGCUGGCAGCCGCUUCACCGUGGGAUCCACCGUGCAGUUCAUCUGUAACAAAGGCUACGUCCUGUCCGGCUCCAGCCUCCUCACCUGCUACAACAGGGAUUCAGCCGCGCCCAAGUGGAGCGAGAGGCUGCCCAAAUGCGUCCCUGAAAAGUACGAACCAUGCAGGAACCCUGGGGCUGCCUCCACAAGCGUGCAGAGUUCUGAGAAGGCCUUUUACCAAGCAGGAGAGAUGCUGACCUUCUCCUGCCAUGCUGGCUAUGAGCUACAGGGUGAGGCCACCAUCUACUGUAUUCCUGGACACCCAUCACAGUGGAAUAGCACUCCUCCUGCCUGCAGAGAAUCCACAAAACAGUAUGUGAAUGAACGCAGGCUAGAUGUUGUUAAUAUGGAUUAUGACAUGGAGGGAACCAAUAUCGCCCUUGCAGUUUUUAUUCCAACUGCAAUCAUCUUGGUGGUCGUCCUUGGGAUUUAUGUCUACUUUGCAAAACUCCAAGGCAAGUCCAUCAGAAUGCCGACAUCCUCGCCGCCGUAUGACAACAUGACAGAGGAGUCGGCCUUCGACAACCCGGUGUACGAGAGCGGACACUGGCAGGCUCAUUCUAGAUACUAAAUCCUGCCUGUAUGUCACUUUGACUGAGCCGCAGAACAACCAUGAGGACAAAUGAAAAAGAUUAAGAGGGGUCCGUUAAGAGACCUCAAAGCAGGAAGUGCUCAAGCUUUGCCUUUUGGGACCCUCUCUGCACUGCUCAUCUUUUCCUCCAGCCCCUUUUUCUUUCCCACAAUUUCAUUUUACUUUUCCCUCUACGUGUAUCCCUGUAAAUAUGUCUUACGUCUUUCUUUCCACGGUCAAACCUGUGAAUCUGUGGAACACCAUGGUGAUAUUUUUAUAAAGUAAAUCGUUGAUGACCGUUGGUGACUGUACGUUUUUUUUUUUUUCUCUCUCUUUUUCUUUUUGGAUGCCCAGCGGCAAUUAGAGAUGGGGGGAAAUGGUGCUUUGAUUGCCAUCGAGAUGUGUCGGACAAAAAUAACCCAUCACCCCAUUACACUUUGGAAAAUUUGCCAUCAUUAUUUUCUUUUUGUGUGUGGAUCUGCUACUUGUAAAUAAACUGCCUGUCCAAUAUGAGUGCCUCACGACUGACUAUAACCUGAGAAAAACACUUGUGAAAAUGUUUGUAAAACUAAACUUUUCGUUGAAUUUUCAUUUUGUAUUUGUGCGCCUGGCGUUAUUAGCGCUGCACAAUGUUUUCACCCUUUUUUUCCCCGUCGUGCAGUUUCCCCUCAAGAAACAAAUGAUGCCGGAUAUUUUCCUACUCGCUGAUGUGUGUUUCCGACUGCAGUUGGCCUCAGAGGAUUUUCUCAGAUAUACUGUACAGGUGCACAUUUUCAUAAUGGAACCCAUCAGCUAUGCAUACCACUGUUCUUACUGUAUGUCACACUGUAAAGUCUGCUUCAAAGGAUAAGUAGCACCUAGUUUACUUGUAUAUAUUCCAGAAUGUGGUUGCACCUCAGCAUUAGCAGAAUCUGAUAUUACACCAAUGGAUCUGGCUAAUAAACAUCAGACUGAAUCGUGCAGUGUGCAAAAUAAAUUCCCGUAAAAGAUGGGAGUUUACUUAAUGAUCAUCUUGUAAAUGUGCACAUGUCCUAUGUGCAGAUGAUUUACAUGCUAACAAAUCUUUCUUUCGGCAUCACUGCAGGUGCAACCACACCCAGGAAAACACAUAAUCAACUAUCUAUAAUCCUCUGAUUAAUAAUAAAAUAAACUGUUGUUUAAAGUA